UGACAGACAUCUAAUUAACUCAUCAGAUCAUGCUUAUUGCCUCUAAUUGAGUCUGAUUAGAUAGCCCUUUUGCAGUUCUCGUCGAUUCUCGAAACGACAACGAGAAAAUUACGCCAUUUUGCCGAAGAGGACGAUCAGUCGAAUGAAAUUACAAAAUAGUCAAAAUAUCCCCUCCUGAAUCAUUAUUCAGCUAGAUUUAUAGAAAUGUCAGAAACAUAUGACUUCCUAUUCAAAUUCCUGGUGAUUGGGAGUGCAGGAACAGGGAAGUCUUGUAUCCUUCACCAGUUCAUAGAAAAUAAAUUCAAAUCAGACUCGAAUCACACAAUCGGUGUUGAAUUUGGCAGUAAAGUUGUGAAUGUUGGUGGCAAGGCUGUCAAAUUACAAAUUUGGGAUACCGCUGGACAAGAACGUUUCAGGUCGGUUACGAGGAGUUACUACAGGGGUGCUGCUGGUGCUUUGUUAGUCUAUGACAUCACAAGUCGAGAGACUUACAAUGCCCUCACAAAUUGGCUGACUGAUGCGCGCACAUUAGCAAGUCCGAAUAUUGUGAUAAUAUUAGUCGGUAACAAAAAAGACUUGGAAGAUGAGCGUGAAGUGACAUUCCUUGAAGCCAGCAGAUUUGCACAGGAAAAUGAGUUGAUGUUCUUGGAGACUAGUGCCCUGACGGGUGAAAAUGUGGAAGAAACGUUUCUGAAAUGUGCAAGAUCUAUCCUUACAAAAAUUGAAUCAGGUGAGCUCGACCCUGAGAGAAUGGGCUCGGGUAUUCAAUACGGCGAUGCAUCACUACGGCGAUUACGGGACCGAGGUGGCCAGUCAUCACAGCGGCGGCCUGAUUGUCAAUGCUGAAAUCUGCUUGAUCCAACCAAAACUCUGCAAGGGCGACUUCUUAAAAUUAAAAUAAACUGCAGUGGUAGUGCUAGCAUGAACAUUUUAUCAGCAAUGCCUUUGAGGAAAUAUAGAAGGCACAAAGAUUCUGAAGGAUGUUGCUGGGUUCAUUUCUAUAUAAAUACUGGAUUAGCUGAAGCUGCUGUGACCAAAUUAUGUGCAGCUUUGGCGAGCAUGCCCCUGUAACUGGGGUCAGCAUGAGAAUGUUUUCUACGAGGAUGGUGUUCGAUCAUAAUGUGAACUGUGGAGCCCUUUUGAGUCUUGGCUAUAAUGGGAUUCUCAGCACUUCAAGCAGACUUCACACGAUCCGAGUGAAGUGACGUGAUCAAAGAAGAACUGGCAGUCAUUUGUAACCUAGUGAUCAAGAGAGACGUGUUUUAUCGAAACGUCUAGAAGGAAGCACAAUUUUACUGCAUGUGUACUGGAACAUUUCAUCAGUUGAGACUUACCAACCUAAAUUGACAUGGCGUGGACUCCUUUUGUUUGCAGUUUAUACCAUAUUUGUGAAAGUGUUCUGACAUAAUGUAAUGAGCAGUUAUCAACACUUGGAGUGUCACUGAUUGCUUUUGGCAUUGACCCCUAAUAAUCAGGUCAGCCAGAUUUGGCUUUUAUGAGACACUCUUUAUAUCCGGACUCCUAUCUCUGUCUGAUCAGUUGUGUAGCAUAUGUAAUUAGAUAAGUUUAAGCUACGGCUGCAAACACAAUCUCUCUCAAAUCCUCAAUCCUGGGCUUUGCAUGGGUGCCAAGACAUUGUCGUAACAUCUCCAGGAGUCUUAUCGUGGGAGUCAUUCCAUGUUGGGACUGCCAAGAUACCAAACAAUUAUAGUGCUGUGCAGUUGUCCUGUUACUGGACUUUCAAGUGGUGUUUCGUUUAUUACAAAGUGGGUUUUGUGGGAGAUUGAACUUCAAACUCUGCUAGUUGAUGUCUUUUUUCAUGUUUUAAGUGUGUACACGUAGAACACACUUUGAGGUGUUAACCAUCCAUAAUAAUGGGAAUUCCAUGAAAUUAAAAUAAGCAUAAAAUUAUCGCAUCUAAACCACUCAAUUUUAAGGGGUGGCCUAAAAUCGUGAAAGCUGUGUUGAUGCAGGUGCCAAUAUUUUGAAUCUUUGAACGUACAGUACAUGAACAUCGUGUUCAUGCAGUACAUUGCAAGAAGAAAACAUUCGUAAGGCAUGCCAGUUUUCUAACCCUAAAACUCAACAGACAGCAAUUCAAGAUUUUGCUUGUGAACUGUUGGUUUCAGCUCUCUGGCCGGGCCUUUAGCUGUUGGGGCUUUAUUGAGGGCUGGUCGACCCGUUUGUAUAAAGUCAUUAUUUGGAGUUUGUCUUGUCAGAAAUUCCAUUUUUGUUGUCUGCCAUAACAUCUCACUUUGUUUGUGUCUGUAAAUAAAUAAAUGCUAUUGUAUAAUGUGGUCAGGACCUAGCUAAAAGCAAUAUUUAUGUACACAAUGCAUGUAUGUUGCAGCAGUUGCAUAUUCUUGUGUAUUUUCAUCGUCAUAUCAUUCAUACAUGUAUGUGUAUGUAUUGCACUCCGUAAUCUUAUUUUGAAAUUCAUGCUAUUUGCUCUACAGGCAUGUGCCAAGUUGUGUUUUCCAGUGGGUUGUAUCAUUUGGAUAACCUCAUGUCAAUAUCAUGAGGGCUAAAGGGAGGCCUUCUUGUUAUUUCUCUCCUUUGAGAAAGAAUCCACAUCUUCAGUACUUCGCUCCUGAGCAUGUGUCCAGAAUAUUGAAAGAUUUUCACUAUCGACAGUGUGAUCUUGGACAGUCUAUCUUUUCACUGUCACACUCUAUUCAGACUGCACUCAUAUGAAUUGUAAGACUGAAUCAUGUGCAUGUUAGUCGCAUUGUGCUAGUGCAAUACUAAUCGUUUUGAUUGACCACUUUAUUUACAAUUUGAAAUGUUUCUUCAUGGUGUUGCAGAAAACAUAAGAUUUGAGUUAUCUCUGCAUGUGGAAGUUCACUGGUGGACAAGAAAAUUCAUACAAAUUUGGGACCGUUAACCUUUUUAGAAUUUCUCCGACCUACAGUCUAAAUCAAACUCAGCCAUUUCCAGGUUUUUUUCGCGAAGAUCUUGUUGUGGCCUAGCAGCAACUUUCCACUUGUUUGUGCGGCCUUGAAGAUACAUGUACAAAUGUAGAUCUAGAGUACAAAAAGAAUAAAAGUCUGACAAGGACUCAAUGCUGUUGGACUUAUAAUAAUUGAGAGGCCCUAUAGUUGAUUUUGUUGCUUAUUUACAUUUUGUUACCGUUUUAGUAUUUUGUUAUCAUAAGCCUACUUGAUUGUUAAGGACUGUUGAAUGACCAUUAUUACUUAUUAUAGUAAUGAUGAAAUAUAGAUCCAUACUCUUAAUUGGGGACAACCUUCGGGAAAAUUGACCGCUCUCCAAGUUCUCCUUUCCAUGGUUGUAUCAAUUGAUAAAGUAUACCAUUGGAGAGGAGAAAGUUUUAAUCAAAUUAGAACUAUAAGGAAAAAUGACCACUUUUAACGGCAAGCAACAUCACUGACGAUGUUCCCAAUCAAGUGUACAUUGUAUGUCAACGUCCUUUGGAAGCUUCCUAUUGUGAAUGUCCAAACGACUUGUAAAUAGAUGUAUCAUACUGGUGUGUCCAAGGUAGUAUAGUCAUCUUUCAAAACAGUAUGUGUAUGUAAUAUAUGUAAGAUAAAUAGAUGAAUCAAAUGGUAAAAUCA
Lineus longissimus is the source of this 3572-nucleotide messenger RNA. RefSeq names its product ras-related protein Rab-4B. Gene Ontology annotation, biological process: vesicle-mediated transport; regulation of endocytosis; Rab protein signal transduction. Gene Ontology annotation, cellular component: plasma membrane; recycling endosome. Gene Ontology annotation, molecular function: GTPase activity; GTP binding. The transcript is spliced from 7 exons. Lineage: Eukaryota; Metazoa; Nemertea; Pilidiophora; Heteronemertea; Lineidae. Bases 205 to 846 code for a protein of 213 amino acids. The record is from RefSeq and is a predicted model, not a curated record.